AUGCGGGUUAGGGUUAGGGCUUCGAGGAGAUUGGUGGAGGAAUCUUUGAGGUGGGACGAGGAUGAAGAUGAAGGGGAGCCGAAUAUCAGCAUGUCCUUGAAUUCUCUGGAGGUGGGGGUGAGGGGAAGGGGCGGAAUGGUAAUUUCGUCAUCUUCUGGGAGAGGGCAGAGUGACGGAGGUGGAACCGACGGCGUUGUUUGGGUAAGAGAGGAGUGGCUCUUUCUCCAUGUCGGAUUCAGACGGAGAAGACAAAAGGGCUUUCGCCGCCGUCGGGUUUUUUCGCCUGAGAUAGUUAAAAGAUUUUCCGGUGGCGGUGCGGUGGUGGUGAUAUCGUGCGCCGGGAUUAUCACGAGGCGGUUUUUCGGAUUGUGGCGUCAGAGGUCAGUUGAGAAAUGCGACGGUGGUUUUAAUAAUGGAAGAUUGCGCCGGAGAACGGAGAGUACGUGGGAGGCG
Messenger RNA from Striga asiatica, 453 nucleotides. Lineage: Eukaryota; Viridiplantae; Streptophyta; Magnoliopsida; Lamiales; Orobanchaceae. The record is from the annotation of a GenBank genome assembly.